Molecule: messenger RNA, 705 nt
Organism: Kuraishia capsulata CBS 1993
Lineage: Eukaryota; Fungi; Ascomycota; Pichiomycetes; Pichiales; Pichiaceae
Exons: 1
Coding region: 1-705 (234 amino acids)
Molecular function (GO): oxidoreductase activity, acting on the CH-OH group of donors, NAD or NADP as acceptor
Source: RefSeq, a predicted model, not a curated record
AUGUCCAAGGCUUUGAUCACUGGAGGGUCUCGAGGGCUCGGAAAGUCGAUAGCAGAUGCCCUGGCUUUGAAAGGCUGGUCGUGUACACUGGUUGCGAGAGACGAACCAAAGCUCAAAGACACGAUAUCCAAGCUGAAAGACCCCAAACAACACAACUAUGUUCCACUCGAUUUGUCGAAGCCAGAAUUGAUUGAAGAUGCCAUUGGACCGCUAUUUAUUGGCAAAGACUACCAUUUGCUAGUGAAUUGCGCCGGGAAAACAGAUAGGUCACUGGUGGUGAAUACUUCCAUUACCGAGCUCCAAUCGGUGAUCAACACCAACCUGACAUCCAGCCUCAUACUGUCAAAACUUGCGGCCAAGGCAAUGAUGAGGCGAAAAAUAAACGGCUCAAUUAUCAAUAUUGCCUCUGUUUUGGCUGAGAGACCCAUGGUCGGUUCGGUAGCAUACGUUACUUCAAAGGCAGGAAUGGUUGGAAUGACUAAAGCACUUGCGCUGGAGCUCACCAGGAGCAAGAUUCGGUGCAACGCAAUUCUACCAGGGCUUAUGGAGACAGAUAUGGGUGAAAUGGUGAACUCCAAGCUGUUUGACCAGUUGCUACAGGGCGAUGUCAAAAAGGAUGUCGUUGAUCUGGUAAUGUUUCUCGUCGAGCACGAAUCAAUAACUGGAUCAACGUUAACUGUGGAUAAUGGAUUCACAGUCAGAUAA